AUGCCAGACGGCUCCCACGAACAACCCCAGCAGCGCCAGUUCAACCCCUACACCGAGAACGGAGGCACCAUCCUCGCCAUUGCGGGUGCGGAUUUUACCGUCAUUGCGGGUGACACGCGCCAGAGCGAGGGUUACAGCAUCCAGACUCGUUAUGCUCCCAAGGUCUUCAGACUGACCGAACGCGCCGUCCUCGCGGUGAAUGGCUUUGCGGCGGAUGGGAACAUGUUCGUGAAAAAGGUCAAGCAGCGGCUUGAGUGGUAUCGGCAUGCUCAUGCAAAGGAAAUGCCCCUGCGCGCCAUCGCAAGGCUCAUCCAAACCAUGCUGUAUGCGCAGCGCUUUUUCCCCUACUAUGUGUACAACAUCCUCGGCGGUAUCGAGGAAGACGGUUCAGGAGCAGUUUAUUCCUUUGACCCGGUUGGCUCAUACGAGCGUGAAGCGUGUCGGGCCGCUGGCGCAGCACAAUCGCUAGUCCAGCCUUUCCUCGAUAAUCAGAUCUAUUUCAAGAACCAAACACCGGCGGCCGGUAGUUCGCACCCCACGCAUCUACCACUCAACGACGUCCUGUCCAUCGUCAUUGACUCGUUUACCAGCGCAACGGAGCGCCAUAUUGAGGUGGGUGAUGGGCUCGAAAUAUACGUCGUCCUCGCCAAAGGGCGCAGCACGGAAGAUCUUGCAAGUAUAAGAGGCCUCCAAGAGCUGUCUGCGAAAGAUGAGGGCGACCGAAUGUUCAUCAUCCGGAGAGACCUCAAGAAGGAUUAG
Messenger RNA from Fibroporia radiculosa, 759 nucleotides. RefSeq lists its product as uncharacterized. The transcript is spliced from 6 exons. Lineage: Eukaryota; Fungi; Basidiomycota; Agaricomycetes; Polyporales; Fibroporiaceae. The coding region runs from base 1 to 759 and encodes 252 amino acids. Gene Ontology annotation, cellular component: proteasome core complex. The record is from RefSeq and is a predicted model, not a curated record.